Messenger RNA from Synchiropus splendidus (mandarinfish), 4193 nucleotides. RefSeq names its product long-chain-fatty-acid--CoA ligase ACSBG2-like. The record is from RefSeq and is a predicted model, not a curated record. The transcript has 17 exons. NCBI's taxonomy places the organism in Eukaryota, Metazoa, Chordata, Actinopteri, Syngnathiformes, Callionymidae. Gene Ontology annotation, cellular component: membrane; endoplasmic reticulum. Gene Ontology annotation, molecular function: long-chain fatty acid-CoA ligase activity. The coding region runs from base 558 to 3137 and encodes 859 amino acids.
UAGUCAAAUAAUUUGUGAGGAAACUUCAGUACCUGGAUAAAACUCUGGACAAGGAAGUUCAGGCAGUGGGAUUCGAACCAGGUUGUUUAUUUUGUCUUGUGUUGGCUCACCUCAUGGCUGUGAUCUUUGUCCUUGUGUUUCCUUUGAUGUCUGACUACGUGUCAGUGCCAAUGAAUUGGAGUGCAGCUAUCCUUAGUUCUAGCACGUACUUCUAUGUGUGCUUUUUGUGUUAUCUAUGUGCUUCUAUAUCCAGGAUUGUGUGCUGUUGUGUCCAUGAAUGAUGCUCCUAUGAGCUCAUAAUGGUGUAUUAGUUGAUAUGUCUCCCCGUGAACCAUCAUCUUACUGUGGCGGUGAGGUUUGAGUUCCUCUGUGAUGAGUGGUGGGCUGACCCUGAAUGACUCGCCAGCUGAGAGAGGAACAAAAACACAAAAACUUAAAAUAUCUUAAAGAAGUAAUACAGGAAAACAAAACAAUAUUUACACAGAUAAGCAAACAAAUAUUUAACUGGUACAGAGAAUAGCAAGAACAGAAUUGUAACAGUAUUUUACUGAUAAACUAUGUUACUCCAUUGCUAUACUACACAGACCCAUCCCCUUUCUCAGGCGACUCAGUGGCGGUGUGUGACUGUCGCAUUGGACUGCUGGACCAGUGGCAGUGCUGUAGCUGACCGAAAAUCAACAACCACAUGGUGCGUUGCUGCUGCACACAAUAACGGCUGUAAAGAAACAGGCUGCUAUUUAGACUUGGGGGACGACAGUCGCGCACCUGUGAGAGCAAAGGUCACGUCCUGGCUGCACACGACUGCUGGCGACGACGACAUUCAGCUGCAUCCCAGCAAGAGAACUUUCAACAUGAGUGUCCCUGACACCUUGGGCAGUGGAGCCAUAACCAUGCAAGAACCAAGUCACAGCAUUCAAGAGGAACAUUUGUCACCUGACCCUGAGACCCAAUCAGCAGAGCACGGCGUCGGGAAUAACAGCGAGGUGGUGGAAGAUGGGGACGGAAUGACCCAGAACAGAGGUCAAGUCAAAGCUUCAGAGCUUCAACACCCAUUAGAGAACCAAGACAUUCACCUGCCAGAGCACGAUGUGACGCCUGCAGCAGUGGCUGACUGUGAAGGAGCUGUCAAAGCCAGUAAGUAUUCAGAUCCGGGGACUCAGACCGUCCUGCCGUCGAGGGUGUCUCUUGCCCCAGCCGAUCAACUAUGGAGUAUCAAGAGGGACCAGGCUGUGAGGCUGAGGAUGGAGGGCUCGGGCGCUGCCUCUGAGACUCCCAUUACCAUUGCGCAGAUGUUCCAACAGACAGUCGAAGGAUUUGGCGAUCACCCAGCCCUGGGUGUUAAGAAAGAGGACCAGUGGCAGAUGGUGUCCUGGAGGGAAUACUACAGCAUGUGCCGAAUGGCCGCCAAAAGCUUUCUGAAGUUGGGGUUGGAGCGGUUCCGUGGCGUGGGCAUUCUGGGAUUCAACUCACCGGAGUGGUUCAUCGCAGAUAUCGGCUGCAUCUUGGCAGGUGGCCUAGCGACCGGCAUAUACACCACCAACUCUCCAGAGGCUUGUCAGUAUGUGGCUGCCAACUGUGAGGCCAACAUCCUGGUGGUGGAGAAUCAGAGGCAGCUGGAGAAAAUCCUGCAGGUGAAGGAUCAGCUACCACACCUGAAGGCGAUCGUCCAGUAUAAGGGCGAGUUGCACCAGAAGGCGCCGUUUCUGUACACGUGGGAUGACUUCAUGAAACUGGGCGAGGACUAUCCCGACGAGCAGCUCAACGUCAUCAUUGACAGCCUCCGUCCGAACGAGUGCUGCACUCUAAUCUAUACCUCAGGAACCACUGGCUCCCCUAAAGGUGUUAUGCUGAGCCAUGACAAUUGGACGUGGACAGCUUACGUGGCCGGUAAAGAUGCCCGCCUGAACUACUCAGAGGAAGUUGUGGUCAGUUAUCUACCUCUCAGCCAUGUGGCGGCGCAACUCAACGACAUAUGGAUCUGUAUGAGGUUUGCCGGGACCACCUACUUUGCAGAACCAGACGCUCUGAAGGGAUCGCUGGGGACAACAUUGAAAGAGGUGCGUCCCACUUCCUUCUUGGCGGUCCCACGAGUUUGGGAGAAGAUGCAGGAGAAAAUGAAAUCAGUGGGUGCAAAAGCUUCCCCUCUGAGGAAGAGAAUUGCGGACUGGGCCAAGUCCAUCGGCCUACAGUACAACUACAGCGUCAUGAAUGGGGAGAACCAGGUACCCUGGGGCUUCACGCUGGCCAACACGCUGGUCUUCAAGAAGGUCCGUGCUGCACUGGGUUUGGACCGCUGUAACCUUUCGUUCAGCGGUGCCGCCCCCAUCACCAAAGACACCCUGGAGUACUUCAUGAGUCUGAAUAUCCCAGUGAUGGAAAUGUACGGCAUGAGUGAGAGCUCCGGACCUCACACCAUCUCACUCAAUAACCGCUACCACAUCACGAGUUGUGGGAAGGUGAUGUCUGGCUGCAAGGUGAAGCUGGAUAAGCCAGACCAGGAAGGCAACGGUGAGAUCUGUUUCUGGGGUCGGAACGUGUUCAUGGGGUACUUGAACAUGGCGGAUAAAACUGAGGAGGCCCUGGACCAGGACGGCUGGCUACACUCAGGAGACCUGGGGAGGUUUGAUUCACAGGAGUUCCUCUACAUCACCGGACGCAUCAAAGAGCUGAUCAUCACGGCUGGGGGAGAGAACAUCCCACCGGUCCCCAUCGAGGACGCGCUGAAGUCUGAGGUGGCUAUCAUCAGUAAUGCCAUGUUGAUCGGUGACAAACUCAAGUUUCUCUCGAUGCUGCUGACACUCAAAUGUGUCGUGGAUGAAAACGGUGAGCCCACAGACGAUCUGAGCCCUGAGGCAUUGGACUUCUGCCAGCAGUGCGGCGUCAAUGCUUCCAAGGUUUCAGAGAUUGUCGCUAACAAGGAGCCAGCCAUCUACAAAGCUAUUCAAGAGGGAGUCGAGCGGAUCAACGCGAGGGCCACUUCCAACGCCCAGAAGGUUCAGAAGUGGGUUAUACUGGACCAUGAUUUCUCCAUCACCGGCGGAGAACUGGGUCCAACCAUGAAACUGAGACGGCCCGUGGUGGUGAAGAUGUACCAGGGGAUCAUCGACGAGAUGUACGCGGCUGCGGAGAAACAAUAGACUGACGAUACCAGAGCGGCACAGGCGUCAGCUGAACACUCACCAGAGGCAGACUCUGAUUUAUGUACAUACAGUCUCAGGAUGCACUUUUAUUUGUAUAUAAACCAUCUUGUAUAAGCCAAACCUUGCACUACAUGCAAGGUGAGAGCAGAAAGGUUGUUGGCAUGACUAGUAGCUGCUUCAUUUUAAGUGAUGCUCUCCGUUUGUGUGGCACCAUGGCAUAUUAACAGUCUCAGUCUAAUUCAAAGUGAUUUGCAGGGAACUUUUUCACCACGUAUCAAGGUUUUAUUGAAUCUUUAGUCUGUUGUUAGACAAAUUACACGGUAUUAAAGUGCCCUAAUAAUACAACCGCAAAUAUUGCGUUUCUUAAUUCCUAACACACAAUGUAUCAAAGUGUGAAUAUUUGUAUACAGCGUUUUGUACUUCUGUUUCAAACAGAACUGUAAUGUCUUAGUCUAACUAAGGUACCUGAAUGUUGGGCUUCAGAGUAUCUAAAUUUCAGAUAGAAAACAUGUUAAUCUACUCAUCAGCAACAGCGAUUCAAAGUUUCUGGUCUCAGGGCCACACCAGAGAUGAAAAAAAUCCAUUCCAACAACACAAAAAGGAUCAGCGCAUUUGAUUGAUUAAGCAAAGGGAAAAUGAAAAAAUGCUUUACAAUGAUGUCAGAAUGUUUGCUUGUAAAUUCCACCCGAGAUAAACUCCAAACACUUGUGCAAUGUUUGAUUUGUUGUCUUGCUGCUUCAGUCGAUAUACAAGACGCUUCUCCAAUGACCCUGACACACUGUUCUGGUGUGGACACUCAAGUUCUCCCUUGCAUACAAGUCUGCGUCGACAGAAAUACCCAAACGUGUGAACGUGAGCUGCUGUGAGAUUGAGUGCUGGUCAGAAAGAAACAAAGUCCUCAAAGGAUGUGAAUGAAGACUGAAUCAUCACUGUCAACAAAUUAUUCUUUUUACAACAUGAGCUCCAUUAAGAUUGUCAAUAAAGAAUGUUUGAUUUGGAUUAAGUUGUAAUGACUUUAUUAUGCAUCACUCUCAAAUCUCGCGGAUCUGCCAA